Aspergillus candidus is the source of this 171-nucleotide messenger RNA. RefSeq lists its product as uncharacterized. The coding region runs from base 1 to 171 and encodes 56 amino acids. The transcript has 2 exons. NCBI's taxonomy places the organism in Eukaryota, Fungi, Ascomycota, Eurotiomycetes, Eurotiales, Aspergillaceae. The record is from RefSeq and is a predicted model, not a curated record.
AUGCCCAGCACCGACUGUCUCCAACCCUCCCUCACCCCCGAGGAGCGAUCCAUCGUCAAAGGCUACGGCGGCUGGACAGCCUUCAUGCAGAGCUUUCUCCUGAAGCCGUCGGAGAACGACGACGUCGAGGAAGCCAAGGCUAUCUUGAAGGGGUUGGCGGUAGGGGAAUAA